This is a messenger RNA of Protopterus annectens (West African lungfish), 1716 nucleotides long. RefSeq names its product MAPK regulated corepressor interacting protein 2 (gene MCRIP2). The transcript has 5 exons. Lineage: Eukaryota; Metazoa; Chordata; Ceratodontiformes; Protopteridae. The record is from RefSeq and is a predicted model, not a curated record. The coding region runs from base 270 to 710 and encodes 146 amino acids.
AUUAUAGACUUACUGGUCUAGAAACAUAAGUGGUGUUAGUGUAAGUGGCCAAAGCUAACCGGGCAGCCAGAGAGCAGAUCUAAGUUUGUAUGGUGCAGAGUCAUCUCCUUAGAAGAAUUGCUGUGGUUGUGCCAGUUUACUUCACCUCGUCAGCAGCAGCUGCUAGUUUUUUUUUUUUGUGACCAGCAGCUGUUUUACGUGUCUCUUACUUAGUUCGGAAAUCUGAUUUCUUGAUAGAAGGCAAGGUACCAGCGAGGUACCAGCCCAAUAUGUAUACCAUCACCAAGGGUCCUAGCAAGUUGGUUACUCAGAGGAGGACAGGUCCCUUGUCAUCGCAACCGGUUGAAAGUAAAGUGGUUGCCGGGAAUCAAAAGAUAAAGCCGGUGGCGAAACCAGAGUCCACUUGGAGUAAAUCCGCCACAAAACUGGUUUUUAAUCAGCUAAAUGGAAAACGAAAUCAGACACAAGCUUCAGUUAUCAACCAGGAGGAUGGAUACACAUUGGCACAUGAAGAGAAUGUUCGAUUUGUGUAUGAAGCAUGGCAGCAAGUUGAGGAACAGCUGGACACAGCUCAGCAUGUGGAGAACGGGCACGGACUUGUGCAGUAUGUGGACAAAACGCCGGAGCCUAGUUUGAAGAAUUUUGUUCCUUUUGACCUGGAGGAAUGGUGGGCACAGAGGUUUUUGGCCAACAUUGAAAACUGCUCAUAAAGACCAGUACCCAUGUGAUGCCCUGUGCCCACUUGAAUUGUGGACUGCUUCCUGCGCUGACUUUGUUGGAAUGGAAGCUAUGUAUGGAAUCAAGUCUAGAUGUGGCUUGGAGUGGUCUUGAUUUCUUGAAUUCCAGGCAGAUACUGGCAGUAUGGAUUGUAUAUCCUGUGGGAGAUGAUGUCCAACUUCUCCUUGUUGCUGCAGAGUCAACUGGAUGUUCAAAACUAACCGCAUGGGAGAGAGUUAUUUCUUUCCAAAGUUGUCGAAUGAUGCCAUUCCCAACAGACUUGAACCAGAACUGACUAAUACCAGUUAGUGUUUACUAAUUACCUUAUGAAGGGCUGAUAUUUUUGUAGAGGUCUGGAUUCAGUGGAUGACAAUGCCUUGGGAUUUGCCUUUGCCAUUUCCAGCAAUUGGUUGUCAUUUUUUGUCUUUAUAUUCCAAGUGGUGUAGUGGGGUGCAGUCAGACCUUGCUAUGCCAGAAAUACAUUACUCCUUGCAGACAACAGCAGUCCUGCCAUCAAGGAUCUUACCUGACAAGCAGGAAGCACAUGGACAUCACUUCUGGGACAGUUGUUAGUGUUUUAUGCAUUCCAGAAUGUCAUUGCCAUCUGUGCCUAUUUAUGAAUUGCCAUUUCAGUGUUACCUGACAGAAGGCUGUGAAAAGCUCAGAGAAACUAAGGAGGACUCUGACUUAUUUGUAACCAGAAAGGCCUCUUUUCCUUCUAUAGCUUGGGUGCUGCUGUUGUCUGAGGUUUAUAAAAUGUGGCAUUGUGACAGGAGAGCAUUACUUAAUGAAAUGCUGUUCUGUAUCAUCUUGUACAAGAUUCAGUAUCCGGGUAAAGAUUUGCUUAGACCUGUCUGUAGGUUAUGCAAGGGUCUGUACAACAGAAAGCCAUCUUGAACAAAGAAAAGUGCCUUCUGUGUCUCUUUUGUGUUAGUGCACAUGCACACCUGUACCAUUACUGUUGUCUGUGAGUCUUCUGUAUUGAUAUUUUGAAAGUAA